This is a messenger RNA of Pimephales promelas (fathead minnow), 1430 nucleotides long. Lineage: Eukaryota; Metazoa; Chordata; Actinopteri; Cypriniformes; Leuciscidae. The record is from RefSeq and is a predicted model, not a curated record.
AUGAGCCAGUGCGGUUACCAGUGUAUGCACUUCUCAGACGUUUCACACACACUUAAAGCAACACGUCACUGUCACUAUAGCAACUCUAGCAGAAUUAAAAACCAAAGAUAAUAACCAGAGGAGGAGCUGAUGAUGUUUAAAGGAAGAGCUAUACUUAUAUAUAUACUGAAGAGAAAGACGGACAGAAACGGACAGAAGCAGAAAUGUCUGAUCAGUGUGAUCUGUGUCUGCUGGGACUGAUCAUUCUCUCUUCACUUCUCACAGGCACCAGUGGAGUGGAUGAUGAUCAUGUGUUCAUCAGUUCUGGUGUAGAUGUCCGUCUGUCCUGUAAUAAAACUCUUUCUGACUGCAAAUCAACUACAUGGACCUACAGCAGAUUCAGACAUUCAACAGUUGAACUGAUUAAUUUAGGGAUAAAGAAGAAAGACACAGAGAGAGAUGAGAGACUGAGUCUGGAGUCUGACUGCUCUCUGAACAUCAAGAACGUCACAGAAGAAGAUUAUGGAUCUUACACUUGCCAACAAUGGAUAGUGAAUGGAGUACACCAGAAACAAGGAACUGAUGCACGUGUUUUUCUGCAUGUUCUUCAUGUUUCAGUGUCUCCAUCUUCAUCAUCAUCUUCAUCCUCACAGACUGAGAUCAGUCCAGGCCGCUCUGUGACUCUCUCCUGUCAGUUGUAUUCAUAUACUGGAUACUCCUGUGAUGAUCGGGUUCGUCCUGAUGGAGUUGAGCUGUUGUGGGUGAAUCUGAAGACAGACUCCAGAUAUCAGAUAUCAUCAUCAUCAUCAUCAUCUCCACAUCCCUGUAUCAUCACUCUGACUACAACACUCUUGGAUGAAGAUAACAACAGACAGUGGAGAUGUCAGCUUACUCACAGAAAUCAACUCCAGGCCUCAGUCACAUACACUGUCAAUCUGGCCUGUCCGUCUCUGACUCUGAGCUCGAUCUCUUCUUCAGUCAUAGGGAUUUCUGUCGCUGCAGUCGCUGUUCUCCUUCUUGCUCUUCUCUGGCUGAUCUGCAGAAAAACAGCUGAUAAUAAAAGAGGGACUGGCGACUCUGCGGUCAAAGAUGAGGAUGAACACAAAGGGACGUAUGAGACGAUCAACAUGUCCAUUCCUCCUGCUGCAAGAGCCGAUGAGCAGACAGAUGAUGUCACUUAUUCUGAGGUCACUUCUUCCAACACAAAGCCAGUAAAAGCUCUCGAUGAUCAUAAUGAUACAGUGACUUACGCUGCCAUCAGAGGAAGAGAAGAUAAACCGCAGGAUCAACUUUACGCCACUGUGAACAAGAACAAGUAAAUGCAUUUACGCCCAUGGGCUGCUGGACUGAGAACGAGGUGUGUGUUCAGGCGUGUUGCUAUUUUGAGGAAAAUGAAAUAGACUGAGCCGUUGACCAACAAAAACCUGUUUAAAGUCAAUGGUGCAGUAUUU